AUGUUCUCAAUUACUCGUGUCUUGUUUUUUACGUUGCAUAUAACAAUAUUGUUAGACUCAUUCGCCAUUGCAAUAUCUCGACAAAACAAUGGUAAUAAUCAUGAAAGAUUCGGUCAACGUUUUGCUAUGGAGCCACAAGAUCAAACAGCAGUUGUUGGUUCGAGAGUGACAUUGCCAUGUCGUAUUGUGGCAAAGCAAGGACAAUUGCAAUGGACCAAAGAUGACUUCGGUCUUGGUGAACAUCGUAAUCUCAGUGGUUUUGAGCGUUACUCAAUGGUAGGAAGUGAUGAAGAAGGCGAUUUUUCACUCGAUAUUUUCCCCGUUAUGCUUGAUGACGAUGCUACUUAUCAAUGUCAAGUUGGUCCGGGAAGAAGAACGCCUCCAAUAAGAUCACGAAAAGCAAAACUCACGAUACUCGUGCCACCAGACAAUCCCAAAAUUACACAAGGAAGCCAUAUUCUCACAACUGAAGAUCGUGAAAUUGAGCUUGAAUGUGUUUCAAAAGGAGGAAAACCGGCAGCAGAAAUUAUUUGGAUCGAUGGAUUUGGCAAUGUUAUUAAAGAAGGAAUUGAGUAUCUUCAUCAACAGAUGGAAAAUUCGAAGCUUUUCGAGGCUCGUUCGAUACUUAAAUUUAUUCCCAAAAAGGAUCAUCACAACACAACCAUUACCUGUCAAGCUCAGAACACAGCAGACAGAACAUACAAAUCUGCAAGACUGAAACUUGAAGUGAAGUUUGCACCAAAGGUGACAGUGUCAGUGAUUAGUGGUACAUUAGCAAAUGGAAGAAUCCAAGAGGGAGCUGAAGUUCGCUUGGCAUGUCAUGCUGAAGCAAAUCCAAAUGAAGUUUUCUUCAAAUGGUAUAUUAAUGAUAACAAAAUCAACGGUGAUCAUUCCACCGAACUCAUUAUUCCAAACAUUACUCGAGAGUUCCAUGACUCAAUUGUCAAAUGUGAAGUUUCAAAUGUUGUCGGUAAGAGUAUGGAUAGUGAGACGCUUGAUAUCAGUUACGGUCCAACCUUUAAAAUUCGGCCGAAAUCAGUAGAAGCUGAUGAAGGAAGUGUUGAGACAUUAACAUGUGAUGUUGAUGGUAAUCCAAUACCAGAAAUUGUGUGGAUUUUUGACGGCCUUGAUCGGGUUGUCAGCACGUCACCAAAUCUAACAAUUAUCGUAUCCAAGGAGACAAUUGGAAGGUAUUUGUGUAAAGCAUCUGUUCCCGGAUUUCCUGAUAUUGGUGAAACAGCCACAGUUUACCUCAAAGGUCCACCGACAAUUACUUCUUCCCGCCGACAAUUUGGGACACCGGGUGAAGGUGUUCGAAUUGAAUGUAUCGCAUUUUCAAUUCCAAAAGCUCGACAUGUUGGUUGGACAAUCAAUGGAAGAGAAAUCAACAGUACUUUCGAGGAUGAUUUCGAUAUACGAGAAGACCAACUUGCAUUUGGCAUCAAGUCAACCUUAAUCAUUCGAAAAAGUUCAGCUAAGCAUUUUAGCCGCUAUAACUGUACCGUUAUAAAUGACUGUGGUUAUGACAUCCAAGAAAUUGAAUUAAAUGGCGAAAGCAAAUAUAACUCUCGUCUAUUCUUCCUGUGGUUCGGUGCCGUUAUACUUUCCAUAUUUUUAAUCAUAAUUAUGCUAGCUUGUUUCAUGUGCAAAAAAAAGACAAAAAAGAAGCUACCGCCAGCUGAUGUCAUACCUGAACAUAACUAUAUGGGAAAAGGAUGCAAAGAGAGCGAUUGCUCGUCGAAUAAAAGUGAUAUGAAAAUAAAUCGAGAAAAUGAAUACUUAGAAACAUGUUCAGCCAACGAACUAAGUGCAACGAAGAUUCCAUUAAAUACAUUUGGAGUGUCAUUAGCUGGUCCAAUUCCUGAUUUCAGGUAUUCGGGUGACUUUACCGACUCUUUUGGACAUUUGCAAACCACGAAAAUUGGAGUUAAUAACAAUGGUUACAUUCCUUAUGUUGACUACAGUCGUGAUUACACACCUCCGCCUAGCCUUACAUUGAAUCAUGUCAAGCCAACACAUACAAGCUUGUCAAAUCAUUUAAUCAUGAGCACAUCAACCGCAGCACCUACUAUAACUUCUGCUUCGAUUGUUGGCAUAACAACCGGAUCGAUAACGAAUGGUACUUAUAGUUUAACCAGAAAUCGACCGCUGGAUCGUUCGUACAAUGGACUUCCUAUAAGCAUGUCUUCAAUACCAAACGGCAUGACGAAUAAUCAGUCAUUGCUUAAUGUUGAUCCAAGAUAUGCUGCAACAUAUGGAAAUCCAUAUUUAAAGCAGCAACUACAUUCGCCGCUGGUCUCAUCAAACACAGCUAAUCAUGCUGUGACACCUGCUCCGCCACCGUAUUCAGGAACACGGGGAAGCAAUAGCAACAGUAGCUUCUCAUCAUCAACAACGAUCUCAAAUAUUAAUGGUGGUGGUAGCAUUGUGGGAAUCGGAGCAAAUCUCGGUUCAACAGCUAGCCAAACGCCAAGUCCAAGUGGACAAUUUAUUCCUGCAAAUGCGAAACUUGGCGCUUUAGCGACGCAUGUCUAA
Molecule: messenger RNA, 2535 nt
Organism: Clunio marinus
Lineage: Eukaryota; Metazoa; Arthropoda; Insecta; Diptera; Chironomidae
Source: the annotation of a GenBank genome assembly